Dromaius novaehollandiae (emu) is the source of this 16485-nucleotide messenger RNA. It is a transcript of the gene KCNH5, whose product is annotated as potassium voltage-gated channel subfamily H member 5. Gene Ontology annotation, molecular function: voltage-gated potassium channel activity. Bases 11 to 2980 code for a protein of 989 amino acids. Gene Ontology annotation, cellular component: plasma membrane. The transcript has 11 exons. The record is from RefSeq and is a predicted model, not a curated record. Lineage: Eukaryota; Metazoa; Chordata; Aves; Casuariiformes; Dromaiidae. Gene Ontology annotation, biological process: regulation of membrane potential; potassium ion transmembrane transport.
GCUCUGCAGGAUGCCGGGGGGCAAGCGAGGGCUGGUGGCACCGCAGAACACCUUCCUGGAGAACAUCGUCCGGCGCUCAAGUGAAUCCAGUUUUCUGUUGGGAAAUGCCCAGAUCGUGGACUGGCCUGUAGUUUAUAGUAAUGACGGUUUCUGUAAACUCUCUGGAUAUCAUCGAGCCGACGUCAUGCAGAAAAGUAGCACUUGCAGUUUUAUGUACGGCGAACUGACAGACAAGAAGACCAUUGAAAAAGUCCGACAGACUUUUGACAACUAUGAGUCAAACUGCUUUGAAAUUCUCCUCUACAAGAAAAACAGAACCCCAGUUUGGUUCUACAUGCAAAUUGCACCCAUAAGAAAUGAGCAUGAAAAGGUUGUUCUCUUCCUGUGCACUUUUAAAGAUAUCACUUUGUUCAAACAACCAAUUGAAGAUGAUUCAACAAAAGGUUGGACGAAGUUUGCUCGGUUGACACGAGCCUUGACGAACAGCCGCAGCGUUCUGCAGCAGCUAACGCCGAUGAACAAAGCCGAGGUGGUGCACAAACACUCCCGGUUAGCUGAAGUUCUCCAGCUGGGAUCUGAUAUUCUUCCUCAGUACAAGCAAGAAGCUCCAAAGACUCCACCACACAUUAUACUACAUUAUUGUGCUUUUAAGACCACUUGGGACUGGGUCAUCCUAAUUCUAACCUUCUACACAGCGAUUAUGGUUCCGUAUAAUGUCUCCUUCAAGACGAAGCAGAACAACAUUGCCUGGCUUGUGCUGGACAGUGUUGUGGACGUUAUUUUUCUGGUUGACAUUGUUUUGAACUUUCAUACGACCUUUGUUGGCCCUGGUGGAGAGGUUAUAUCCGAUCCCAAACUCAUAAGGAUGAACUACCUGAAAACGUGGUUUGUGAUUGACCUUCUGUCCUGUUUACCUUAUGACAUCAUCAAUGCCUUUGAGAAUGUGGAUGAGGGGAUCAGUAGCCUCUUCAGUUCCUUAAAAGUGGUGCGUCUUCUCCGACUCGGACGAGUCGCCAGGAAGUUGGACCAUUACCUGGAAUAUGGUGCUGCUGUACUGGUACUGCUGGUGUGUGUAUUUGGACUGGUGGCCCACUGGCUAGCCUGCAUAUGGUACAGCAUUGGGGACUACGAAGUUAUAGACGAAGUCACUAACACAAUCAAAACCGAUAGCUGGCUCUACCAGUUGGCACUGAGCAUCGGGACACCAUAUCGGUACAACACCACUGGCUCAGGGCAGUGGGAAGGAGGACCCAGUAAAGACUCCUUGUACAUAUCCUCUCUCUACUUUACCAUGACAAGCCUUACAACGAUAGGAUUUGGAAACAUAGCACCAACCACUGAUGGAGAGAAGAUUUUUUCGGUGGCCAUGAUGAUGGUUGGCUCUCUUCUUUAUGCAACUAUUUUUGGAAACGUCACCACCAUUUUCCAGCAAAUGUAUGCCAACACCAACCGAUACCAUGAGAUGCUGAACAAUGUGCGGGAUUUCCUAAAAUUAUAUCAAGUCCCGAAAGGCCUUAGUGAACGAGUCAUGGAUUAUAUUGUCUCAACCUGGUCCAUGUCUAAAGGAAUUGAUACAGAGAAGGUUCUCUCAAUUUGCCCAAAGGACAUGAGAGCAGAUAUUUGUGUGCACCUAAACCGGAAAGUUUUUAACGAACACCCUGCCUUUCGGCUGGCUAGUGACGGCUGCCUGCGAGCCCUGGCUGUGGAGUUUCAGACGAUCCAUUGCGCCCCAGGAGACCUCAUCUAUCAUGCUGGGGAAAGUGUUGAUGCUCUUUGCUUUGUGGUCUCAGGAUCUCUAGAAGUCAUCCAGGACGACGAGGUUGUGGCUAUUUUAGGUAAAGGUGAUGUGUUUGGUGAUAUCUUCUGGAAAGAAACUAGUCUAGCCCACGCAUGUGCCAAUGUACGGGCUCUGACAUACUGCGAUUUACAUAUUAUUAAACGAGAAGCCUUGCUUAAAGUGUUGGACUUUUAUACUGCUUUCGCAAACUCGUUCUCAAGGAAUCUCACGCUCACCUGCAAUUUGAGGAAACGGAUCAUCUUCCGGAAAAUCAGUGAUGUCAAGAAGGAAGAAGAGGAACGCCUGCGCCAGAAGAAUGAGGUGACGCUGAGCAUCCCUGUGGACCACCCUGUGCGGAAACUCUUCCAGAAGUUCAAGCAGCAAAAGGAGAUGCGUAAUCAAGGCUCAACCCACAUUGACCCGGAGAGGAACCAGCUUCAGGUGGAAAGCCGUACCAUGCAGAAUGGGGCCUCCAUCACGGGCACGAGCGUGGUCACCGUGUCUCAGAUCACGCCGAUCCAGACUUCCCUAGCCUACGUGAAAACCACUGAGGCCGUGAAGCAGAACAACCGGGAUGCCAUGGAGCUCAAGCCAAAUGGAAACGGAGACCAGAAAUGUCUCAAAGUGAACAGUCCCAUGCGGAUGAAAAAUGGGAAUGGCAAAGGGUGGCUUCGACUAAAGAACACAAUGGGGACCCACGAGGAGAAAAAGGAAGACUGGAAUAAUGUCACAAAGGCUGAGUCCAUGGGGUUGCUGUCUGAGGACCCCAAGUGCAAUGACUCAGAGAACGGUGUAAAUAAAAACCCACUGAGGAAAACAGACUCUUGUGACAGUGGAAUAACAAAAAGUGACCUUCGUUUGGAUAAAGCUGGUGAGACUCGCAGCCCUCUGGAGCAUAGCCCCAUUCAGGCUGAUGCUAGGCAUCCUUUCUACCCUAUUCCUGAGCAGGCCUUACAAACCACCCUCCAGGAAGUCAAACAUGAACUCAAAGAAGAUAUCCAGCUGCUAAGCAGCAGGAUGGCUGCCCUUGAGAAGCAGGUGGCAGAAAUUUUAAAAAUAUUGUCUGAAAAGAACGUACCCCAGAUCUCUUCCCCCAAGUCUCAUUUAUCACCCCAGUUACCCUCCCAAAUACCCUGUCAGGAUAUUUUUAGUGUUUCAAGGCCUGCAUCACCCGAAUCAGAAAAAGAUGAAAUCCACUUUUAACAUAUACCUAUGUUUAUAUAUGUAUACAGUAUAUAUGCAGAGGUGUAUAUAUACCUUUAUACAUAUAUAUGUGUGUGUGUAUACGGUAAAUAUAUAUAUACAUAUAUAUUUUCACUUGCAUCCAAUAUGACUUGAACACACCAAGGGUUUUGAUAUGUAAAUAUUGCAUGUCCAGCUGGAUUCUGGCCUGCCAAAGAAAACAAUUAUUAACAUAGAUAUUGCUUGUAUAAUAUGCAGUUGACUGCAUGCACACUUUACAUUUAUUUAUAAUCUCUAUUAUGUAAUAAAAGAAUGACUUUUGUUUAACAAAGGCAAUGUACUAUUUAAAGAAUCAGGGUCUAACCUGCCAAUAUUGCCAUGACAGAUUUGAUCUCAGGCUGGGUGAAUUGAGCUUUUAUUUCCUCACUGUCUUUUCUGCCGAGUUAAACAAUAGAUUAACAUGAUGUGGAGCACAUGUUCAGACUCCAAUUAGUAUUGUUUCCUGGUAUCAUUCCAUUACAAUAUACUGUAUAUUUGGUGAUAGAUUCCCCUCCUCCUCUUCCGUAAAGGGAGGGUUCAGCUCGAUUAACAGAGAAGGGCACUGUGGCAGGUGCCUGGGUAGAUCACUGGAAUUUAUUAGUGUGGGUAUUGUGCAUGCACAGCCUUUUAUUUCAAGUAUCCUCCUGCUCUUUUAACAUCAUAAAUAAGAAACAAUAAUAAUGAUGAUUUCUGUAACAAUGUGGAACAAACAAAUGCAGCUGCACUCCCUGUGUAUUUGGGGAGGGGGGGUAAUCUGUUUUUUGAAAGCCUCUUUUUAUUGAUGCCAUUUAUAUGGAACUGUUAGAGUAGCAUUACAUAGAUUCUUUUCACAGCAUUCAGAGACAGUGUCUGACUCUGUCAGGAUCUUCAUUAGGAAGUCCAAGUUUUGCAGGGUUGAGCAUUGCUUUUCCCCAUCCUUCCCCGUUGCUCCUGGCGGAAAGGCUUUGCACAAGGUCUUAGCAAGGGAGAGAGAAUUUUUUGUUCAGCUCCUUGGGAGCCAUGUGAGCAGACUGGAAAGCCUGAAGUUAAAUGGUUUCAGUUAAUCCCCAUCCACUCCCUUUUCUGAGGAUGUUUAUCAAUCUGAAACUGCUUUUGAGAAAGAGAGAAAGACCAAGUCUGGAUGUGUAGCUGGCAAUGACGACAGUCAUUUCACCCCAUGGCAUCAGGAUGACAGUGUUUGGGUGGGAGAUGUGGUUCUGCUGGGGAGAUGAAAUCCCCCCCCCCAGGUGCCUGCUACUCUUGCCGUUGGACUUGGAGACAGGCUCAGUGGACUGGGGAACAAGCUGCCAGUGCAGGAGUGCAGUGCCCACAGAGAAUCGUUGGGCAUAUUAAGGCCAUUAGGUCCGCGUCAGAUGCUCUGGCCCUUCUCUUAGCCCAUGCCUUCGGCAUCUGCAGCCUUGACCCGUGCUCAGAUCACACCUCCAUCGCCCAGCCUAGAGCAGCCUCCUCCUCGCUGUGCUGCAGCUGCAGCAGGGCAGGUGCUUGCGCUAGACCCUCUUCUGCUUAUGCAAACUGAGAUUUCUUUUUUUGGAGUCUGCCUGAGCCUGCGCUUGAGCGUGGUGGCUGUUUGUUGCCUCUAAGUUUGCGCCAGGUGAGAGUCCAGGCACGCGCGACUCCCAACAGAAAUGGCCACCACGGCUUCAGAGCAGUGCUGUGGCUCGAGACUGACACACCCGGCUGUAGUGGCUCCUUAAGCGAAGGAUUUCCCCACACUUAAAUGACCUCUUGCACCAAGAUUUCAUGUUUUUAAAAGUGCCUGGAGUGAAAUAUAUGUGCACCGCAAGGCAUCACUAUCCAUCAGGUAAUUAAAAGACAUGUUUAUAAUUAGUGGGCAUCCUUACCAAAUGCCAAUACCAGACCCAUUACUUCACAUCAGGAAACUGAACUACUCUAAAGCACUUCCUGAAAAGCCAAAAAACUCCUCAUCUGCAGUAGCAGCAAUUAGGAACCUGCAUGCUAGGGUGAACAUGUCUCCUAGUGUGGAAUUGAAACCCCUAAUCCCCCAAAAGAUCAUGAGAAAGCCAAAGAAGUCAUUGCUUUUGUUGUGUCAGUUCAUGCAGGCCUUUAGUAAAGCACUGGUCUGUCUUGGUUGUUGGUACUUUCCAACCGCUUUCUGCCCCUCCACCAGUCCCUUCCUUUAGGAAAUCAUAGACAAAGAAGGAAGAAUAGAAAGGCUCCAUUUAGGCCAGUGAAAGGACAAGUCCCAAAGACUGGUGGCUAUGCUGCUGCUCAGAUGGGGCAAUUCCCCGCUUCCUUCUCCGCAGCUGCAGUUGCCCCUGGCAGGACUUGCAGCUCUAUUUUGCAGCUGCUUUUCUGACACAAGUGCAAAUCCUUAAGUGUGCAACCUCGCUUUGGUCUGCUGCGACAAACUGCGCUUGUAAAACAGAGGGACCUACUAGGUCCUGCUCUACGGCCUACCCUGUGACUCUGAAAUGAUUGUGGAAUUUAUAUGUUAAGGAGUUACAGGUUUUCUGCAGGCUACUGGCAUUUGCACAGACCUUAUGGGUAUGACUUAAGUGCCAAGUUUUGAAGAUUUAACCCCUGUUACCUGAUUUGAAUUAUUGGUUAAGACAGAUACACAGCAACCUACUUUCCCACAGCUGAUGUACAAUGUGCCUAGCAUUUUCCAGGUUGAUAAUAUGGUGCCCAGCAACAGCUGUACUUUUGGCUGUGGCCUUCUGGGCUCGGCUGCACGUGAACCUGUCUGAUUUUUGCAGUGCAGAACGAAAUGGCAGCACAGGGAUGAAUGGCACCUCCGUGAUGGAGCCCGGGGGCAGUUUUGUUGCAUUCCCCCCCACUCCACCCGUGCACAACCCAGCCAGCUCUCCUUGCUUUUCAACACAGAUGAUAGACUGAGAACCUGGUAGGGCCAGCAGAGGUGACCUCCGGCUGCUUCCCAGAUCGUCUCUUACCCUCCCAGGGAUACUUUCAGAGCUGUACCAUUGACAGGGAGAAUUUGUCUUCCCCUCUGUGUCCAGAGCUGCCCAGUGAAUAGCUGAGUUACUUAGGCUGUCUGGGGACUGGAGUUUUGAUGAAGAAGUUUCUUGAAUGCCUGAUUGCACUGCUAUGUGAUGCUGCAACACAGCCGGCAGGGCGAUGGGGGUGACUUUGUUAGAAAGCAUUAGCCUUAAUGGCAUUCCUCUGCCUUUAUGAAGGACUUUUUUUGCUUUCUCUGUAACUGAUAUUAAGCCUAGAUAGAAUUGCAUGGCAUGCAAAGGGAUUUUUAUUUUAAUUUAUCUUGCAAGUCAGGUGUAACUUUAUGCCACUUGACAGUGAGAGCAUAUGUAACAGGAUUAAUCUGACCUUGAAAACUAUUUGAGCCCAGAGUGUCUACUAAGGUUCAAGUACAACUAUCGUGGUUAAAAUGCAUACUGGCUAAAAGCUAUAAAUAGUGUAAAAUAGCAAGUUCAUGAAACAAACACAGUGUUUCCAUGUUCACUUGUUCUAGUGCUGCUUUGACUCUGCUGUUCCAAUAUUGUUCCUCACCAGUUCAGUGGAACCGGUUUGUACCUUGCACAAGGCAGUAGUGCAAGGGGGAUCUUGCAAGCGUGCUAAAUGGCACCUGCAAAAGCGCUGUCCCAGGCCUUAUGCCCUGGGGGGACAGUUGCAAGCCCAAUUUGCAGAAUGAACUCUGGUGCCUACUGCUCUGUAAAUUUGGCUCGUACAGUUCUUUGCCUCUAAAUUUUGUGACCGGAGCAUUACACAUUGUUUCAUGGAGUUGUUACCAGGGCGCUUGUUCCCUUUUCCCGUCCCCUCGUCCUUCUGUGGUUGUGCACGAUGUGACUGAGCGCGCUGCCGACCGGAGUAUUCCCGUUCUGCUAGAGCUUGAGUCAUAAUGUUGUAGUUCAGACUUGACUGAAAGCAACCACCUAUCCCUAGUAAGUGCAAUAAGGAAAGAAAUGUGUCUGUUCCACCUAAGUCAGCGCUCAAGCAGUUACAUCCCGUGCAGAAGGGAGUGCUCAGCUGCAUGCUUUUAUUUCCUUUACAGAGCUGUAUACCUGUACAAAUGUUCCUGCCAUGUGCUGGUAGUAGUUAGCGUUCUUAGCACUUACCUCGUGCUUUAUGUGUUCGAAAUAUUUUACCAACACACAAGUGGAUUUUAUCUUUCUGGACAAGACAUUAAUAGAAAUAAAAUGUGUACAGAAAAGUAACCUCUUUCCAAAGCAAAUGAACUACAGUACCUUGAGUAGCAUAUUUGUGUAAUAUUACAAGUACAAGAUAGAGCAGCACUUCAGAAUAAUAGCUGCAAAAAAUUAACUAUUGUAGUGAAAAUUUAGAAGGGAGUUAUCCCUGAAUUCUUCUGGUUUUGUAUUAGUAAAUCCUUUUUUUUUGCAUCUUUCGGUCUUUGCCAGGGGACGGGGGUUAGACCAGAGCUGACUCUGGAAGUGACAAACUUAAGCUUUGCCUAUUUUUCUAUUCUCUGUUCUGCAGAAGUAGCACAACUGCAGGGACUCGAUGCUGCUGGCAUUGAGGUCUCAUUUCAUUGCUAGAUGCAAAUUCAGUCCCCGUUUAGAGCCACACUGAAAGCAACCCCAUUAUGCAGUGUGAACUGAGGUUGAACCUGAUGAGCAUAUUGGACCUUAGAGUAUAUUUUGGAUUCUAGGGCAAUUUUAGAGAACUGGCAGCUGCAGAAAUAACCCAGUGCUCAUUGUAAGCCAUGGGCAGUCACUCUAGAAGUGACUGAGACCAUUAUAUGGACCUCACCAUGUGCAGGGGUCAGAAAACGGAUGUUGUGUCCGUAAAAUAGCUUGGAGAUUUUGGGGGGGGAAAGAAGUCCUGAACUGAAAAAAAAAUGAGAGAAAAAGAAAAGCCAAAAGUUUAACAUGCCAUUUGGGAGUGAGGUGCUAAAGGGACAUAUUAUGGUGACUCGACACUUUUCUUACUUGGAUUUUGAGCAUUUAGAAAACCCAACCCUAUCUUUGUGAGUAUGUCACGAUUAAACAGAUACUGUUUCUUAAAAUAAAUCUCUUUUCUUUUUUCUAAGAAGUGAGGGGACAUCAAAAUCAUACCCAAUUUUAAAAAAAGUUUUAAAGUACAACUUUCCUACAGAAGAGAGUUUUAACGGUUUGUUAUGGUUUUUAAUAAGGUGCAUCUAAAGGCUUUUUUCAAUUCUUUUCUUUUUUGUAGCAGAAGCACCUGUGUUAACAAACAUCGUCAGGUCUAUAGGCUUAUAGUCUUCCUGCUAAUAUACUCGUUAGAGAGCGUUUGAGACGUGGUGAGCCUGGGGUUCCUUUGGACAAGGGCAUUUCUUCAUGGUGAAUGGAGCUCUAUGAGUCCCUAACGCUGAGCCACAGUGAGAGCUUUGAGCAUUAAACAGCAGUAGUUUGCAUUUUCCUUGGCACUUCUGGAUCUGCACUGAAUUCCUGCAGGGAAUUUAAGGAAGGAAGUAGAACAAUUGACACUGUCAUUUUUCCUGGAUGGCCCCAAUCCUUCACCUGUGUCUGGGCUCCUCCUCUGUAGAGUCCACAGGGAGGGAAGGUUUGAUCAGGCUGAGUUUAUUGCCAGAUUUCCACUUCUGAGAAUAUUUUAUAUAAUUUUACCGUUACUUUUUUUGGUGCAAACAUUCAACAAAAUCUCUGAAUGUUUUCUUGGUUUUAAUACGUUAUAGCACAUUUCAAAGCCAAAUACAUUCUUAAAACAAAAUGCUGAAUGGAGCUAAAAUAGACAAGAAGUACACAUUAUUUCUGGCAGAAAAGCAGCAUAUUUUCUUACUGUUGUAAAGAAUAUUGUGCAAUGAUCAGCUUUGUGAUACCUAACAAAUGACAACCAAAAUAAAAUCAUCCUUACUGAUGGUGCAUUCAAUGGUGCAGAAAAUUGACCUUGUAUUGUACAGUAGGACAAGAAAGCAUACAUUAAUUUUGAAUGCUCAAAUGAUAUCACCAUUCAAAAAGGGCUUGACCAGGCCAUGAUAAAUAAAUUAUAUUAAUUUAUUAUGUUAUAUUAAUCAGCUGCCUGAUGCAAGGAGGGUGGAAGCAGGCAUCUGGGGUAAUGUUCUCACAAACCUUUUUAAUCCACUGUCUAUAAAGCAAUCAAGUGUAUGUCUUUAUAAUUUUCUGCUUGGAAAUAUAAGCUUGUUUGGCCCAUAGUCUGAGACUAUCAGUGUUCACCAUCUCUAUAUCUGGCUAUCUGCCACUGAUGGGACACUGAACCUUAAUUAAAAGCCCUGUGAAAAGGAGUCUGUAUUAGUUCAGGCUUAGUCCCAUACCGAUAUGGCUGUGUGGUAUCUCGUUCAGAGCAGAUUCAAUUCAGGCCAGUGCCAGGCAAUGGCCGAGUGUAUUUAUGCCUGCCUGCAAAGGAUGUAGAGACAUACUAUGAGUUCUUUAUAUAUAUAUGUGUAUGUAUGUAUGUAUACAUAGAUAUGUAUGCAUAGAUAUAGGUAUAGCUACCAUUUGGAAAGGAAACUCAGAUCUGGCCCAUUUAAGAGAUCUGUUUCACACAGAUGGGAUAAAUUGUGCUCUGGAGGUGUCAGUCUCAUCAUUUACUGUAGAGUAACAACUUUAGAUUAGACACUUGAUUUGAAGGCUGCUAGAAGGUAAAUGAAGUGAAUCCAACCCAUAACUCAAACUCCCAGCCUGGUCCCAUUUGCAUAAAAAGAUGCCACUGAAAAGGACCACUUACGAUCUUUCCAGCACAGAAACACUUUUAGACUGAUAUGACUAGCAGUACAGAGAAAAUGAGAAUGUCUCGGCAUGCAGCUAGAAACAAAGUAUUCAGCUCCUAAAUCACUGAAGACAGAUCCAUAGAGACAUUAGAUGCUUAGUUUUUGGCCUGUGGUGAUCAGGUUUAUAACUUCUGGCACUGGUGCCAUGGCAUGAUACUCCUGGACCCAGAUUCCCAUUUUUCACAGAUUUGUGGCCGUUGUGGUGCUCUUCAUCACAACAUGUAAUGUCAAAGCAUUGUGUGGAGCCACCAGUUGCUUAGCAUUUUGACCACUGAAAGACUGUCAUCUCUUCAGGAUCCUUGGCUGUCCUAGGGUAUUAAAAGAUGUUAAGGGGCCUCAUAGCUCAGCUGUCUUUUGCACUGUAAAGAGGCCAAGACUUGGAAAUGUCCAACAAAGGGAUGAAAUGUAGUGGAGAGCUUCCAAGUUAGAUAGCGACUAACUGUCAGGUGAUUGUCUAGAUGGCAGUGGAGCCUUGGCCCUGUGCUGUGCAUGCGCGGGAGAAGGAAGAGGGAGGAGAAAGUAUAUAAACAAUGAUGGUCUAAAAAUGGUGAAGAUCUUCCACUGAAGUCAGUAUUUACUGCUCUUCAUAUAGCAGCUGUUCAUGCAUUUAUAAUUUAUUUUGCUGGACAUCGGCAGAAUUGUCUUUCCCACAGGUAGCAUUUGAAGAUGAGGCUGGCUGUCAUCUCUGGGGGGUGACAACUAUGGGACAGGGAAGGUCCAUUUGAGGAAAAUCAAAUAUAGAUGCCCUCAGGAAAAAUGCAGUCUGGCUUCAGGAGAGACUUUCUAAAGACCUGUAGGAAAGGAACAUAUGAAAUUCUCUGAACUGUUUUUCAUCAUAAUGUAUGGACAUUAUAUUUGAGGUUGGCCUUGCUUUGAGCAAGAGUUGGACCAAGUGACCUCCAAAGGUCCUUUGAACCUUUGUUAUUGUGUCAUUUACUGAUUCUGUAGGUUUUAAUAGCACAGAUAGGGAGGAGACAGAAUUUGAAGGUUCUUAGUUAGGUGUCAUUAGUUGUUGGUUUUUGGCUUAAAUAUGACACUGAGCUAUCUAGCACCCAUUUUCAAGUUAAAGAGUGUUUCUAAGAGCUGAUACUUGUCAAGUAGACACUAAAGAAACUUAUAUUCUGAAGCUACAGCAUAUAAAUAAAUUAAGCCCUUCACUGGGCAUCAGCUAACAUCCACACUUCAUGCCAAACACUGAGAAAAAAGUCUCAGUGACCAUGCAGUGUCUGGAAGCAGUGAGCUAGUAUGGAUGCAUCAGCAACACCCACUCCCACCCCCAACCUCUUCCCCAACCCAGUGCAAGGUGAAUUGGGUGUUUGAAAACAGUUUCAAAAAAAAUCACAUGGCACUUGAGCUGGUUUUCAGUGUCACACUGACAGAUGUGCACAUCCAAGACCGUAGGAAAUGUGUGAAGGGCAGUGACAAGUAGGUUUCUCUUUAGCAGCUGACUCUGUGGGUUGUGCUUUCCACUCCGAAUUCAGCCUUUCACUGCCAGUGUGUGGCCACCACUGCUCAGACUGCCUGGGCUUCUCCACAGUGUCCAGGUACAUCUCUGAGGCCUGUGCACAUCUGCAGAGUCCCAGCCCCAUUCCCAGGCUCACCUUCCCUGUUUUUCUAGGGUGAUAUUAAAGGCAUAUUUCAAGCUUUACCCUCUACCAUAUUAGAUUUAACUGAAAAGCUCUUUUUGUCCAGACACUAUAAUCUCUACAUAUCCAUGAUGCCUCACAGGGUUACUCAAAAAAAAAAAAAAAAAUCUUCUCCAAAUUGUGGCUUAGCAGCAAGUCUCCAAAUAAAUCAAGACUACUGGGCAAACCUUCUAUCAUCCUCAGGGCAUUAUUUUAUUAAGGAAACUUUUGUUUUUAUUUUAUGUGGGGUCCUUUUGUACCAUCCUGAAUGUUAUAGUGCCUGGUAGGAAUAGCUAGGACUGGAGUAUUUACAUUUUUGAAAUAGCUGUUUUGAGAAGGGGAGCUCAAGUGAGACACUGGCCUCAAACUCAGGCCAAUAUCUGCCAUGUGUGACCAUUUCAUCUGGUUUCUUCCUCCAAUUACACCUGAGGUGAAGUUUUGCACAGGCGGCUCUUUGACCUCAUGCCAUCCAGUGCUAGUAAAAGUCCUUUUCAUUUCCUCUGGCAGAUCAUGGGGUUUCACUCAACACUUCCACGUAUGAUAUGCCAGGACGCUCAGGCGCUUUCCUGUCCUGGGCUUGGUUUCAGAAGAAUUUCCUGAGUUGUUGCACCUUUUUUCUCUGCUAUCACGUUUGUUUUCUUAGAAAAGAAAUCUUUUGUGCUGGUGUGCACCUCCUCCAGCCGGCCGUGCAGGCGAGGACGUGCAUGACAUUGUAAGCAGGCCAGGAGCUGUGCGGGAUGCUGUGCUUUCUGCCUGACCAGCGGGGAAUCCGGUUGCACUCGAGGCUGCUCUCAAGACCAUUAGUCUGAGGUUGCAGUUCAUUUUGUAAAUUGGGUGGUGUCUUACCGAGCUGUCAUGCAAAGGAUUUUUUUUUUUUUCAGCGCAAAACAAAUUUGUGCUCCACUGCUAAUUAGUCCUCUGUUGUCCCUGCAGAAUUAAUUACCGCCUUCACCACUUGUGUCACCAAGUGCUGUUUGGCCACAGCUGCUUCUUUUGUUUUUUUAAUGUAUAAUUAUGAGUCCUGGUGUUGCAAACAAGUUCAGUCAGGCAGCACUUAAAAACUACAGAGCUGAAAUGUCCCUUACACUGGUAGCCUCGACUGUUUUGAGCACCGGCAGCUUCGCUGCACUCACCACGUGUUGAGAGCUCAGGGCUGUCGGGACCUCGGCGAGGGCUUCCCGCUCCUGGCAUCGCUCGGCGAUGGCUGCAGGGAGGCCAUGGCACCUCCCAGCUCCUCUGGCUGCCCCUGGCUGCGCCGCGGGCGCCCAGCCGCGUUUUUUGACUUCGGGGAAGGGCUGAGUGCCACGGACUGCAUAAUUCUAUCAAGUGGUAAAUUCAAUUUAUCGAGUGGGAGAGGCAGUAGCUAGCAAUAAGGCAGGAUUUGGGGUUUAAAAAUAUCUGCCUUGUGGGAAUUGGGCAAGCUACCAGAAAGACAAUAAAGGAUUUAUCUGGCAGUGCACUGCAUGCCAAAGGAAUGCUAAAUAUGAAAGCAGGAGACUUUACUGAUACCAGUGAAAAAGCUCAUUAGUGUUAAAGUGCAAAGCAACUCUGUAAACCUACCUUUUAACUGUCCCAGUAAAAUCCCAGCACUCGAACUAGGGAAAGGAAAGUUUGUUUCUGUGCAGCACAGAACCGGCUAAUCAGCUUCCUCAGAAAAGUUGCCCACAAAAUCUCUCUCCACAAAUGUGGUAGUUACCACUGUUUUGCAGGAUGGACACAUUUCACAGCUGACCUCAAUGUAUUUCUCCUGCCAGUAGUUUUACAGUGAUUCAGAGGUGUCUCAAAGCUUGUACUGCAGUAUUUCUCGCAGGGCAUGUUCCUUCCCUUCCUUGCUUAUAGCCAGUUUUCUAUUAUUUGCCCUUUAAGAGAACUGUGGCCCCAUAAGAGAAGUGGGAGCAAAUGAUAAACUUGCAGGUUGCAAGGAUGCAGGGAAGUUGAGGGUUCACCGUGUUUUUAAAAUGAACAUGCCAGCAGUAAAAACAUGCCUGCUAGCUGUCUAAGGCUCCAGUGACUGUGUGCACAGCUUUCAUGCCAGAAUCCCACUGGUAUUGCUGGGAGGCAUGUGGCAAACUGUUGCACAUGAAUUAGGCCAUGACAUGCUUCAUAAACUUUACAUACCUAUUUACUGUUGUUAUAUUUGGAAAAAAAAUGCACAACAACUGACUGGGGCUCUUGCAUGCAAGUGUAGCUGCAUAGUGUGUGAUAAUUUCUGUGUGUUUUGAAAGCUACAUCAUAAGAAGGAGAUUAUUUUCCAUGCUGAAAAGCAGUGUUUUCCUCCCUUCUUUCCUUCCUUCCUUCUGUCCGUUCUUUCUUCCAUCCUUCCCAUUCUUUUUUGACUUCUUUCUUUCUGGAUCUCUUUCUUUCUUGAAUUCUUGCAAGAUUUCUUGCCAAAAUCGUAAGGCUAGCAACUUGCAGAAAGAGGAAGAUGACUGACUAAGUAACCCUGCACUAGUAGACCUGUUUCGAUAUUUGUGUUCAAAAGAACUAAUAUACAAGUAUGAAUUGUAGUUGGGGCUGAUUUGUUAAUGUUCUGCUUCAAUACUAGCCAGUGACCAAGUGAUUUAGAAAAGCAUAUUUUCUGAAGUGUUUUCUUUGUUUUGGAGGUAAAUAUUUUCAGAUUCUGAGCAUCCUGUGUAAACAUUCCUAUUAAUGUCAGUGGGAAUCUUUCCACAAAUUUAACGUUAACCCAGGUUCUUGCAGAGGGACCAAAGCAAGGAGUACCUGCAUGGGCUGAGCUUUCUCAAAACAGAGACCUGUUGGAGCCAGAUAUUAAAUUUCAGGCCCUUCUCUAAAUGCAAAUGGGUCCAAGAUUUCAUGACCUACAAAACGCUGCAUGUCAAAUACAGGCAGAAGUGUAGAGGAUGUUCUUGAAGAUUGGGACAGCUAGGUAAAUUGCCAUAAAAUCAGCUGAACCGAUCAGGAAAGGGGCACUUUUUAAUUAAUACAUAUUUGAAUACAAAUGAUUUAUUGUCGAUGUGUGAACUGUCAGUAAGUAAUCUCCAUCCAAAUUAACUGCUCAAAAUUCAUGACUGCCUAGAAUAUCCUUGUACAAGCCAGAUAUGUACAUUAGCUGUGCAAACGCUCUCUGGAGAGAAGCGCAGUUAAAAAUAAAGUUAUUUAUUAUUACUACAACAGAGAGCAAAUGACAAAGACCGGGGGGGUCUGCACCUCUGUAUCUGAGCUCUGCUGGUUUGGAUGUUGUCUGAAAUGUUGGUCUCCUGAGCCCGAUUUGUGUUUGCUGAUGGGUAGAGCAGAGCAGCACGUGGAGAGGGAGCAGCUUGCACAGGACUUCAUGAAGACCAGGAUUCAGGGGCUGGAUUCCCGGCUCCAUCAGGGCCAUGGGAAUUCGACUGUAGCGUUAGGCUUCCUCCCCUGCCUCUCCCAGCCCUUAAAAAUGCCUGUGAGCUCCUUCUCAUGUUUUGGCAACAAGCCCUCCUAGGCUCUCGGUGCAGGCAGUUCAGCUGAAAAGGCAGGAGAUGCCACAAAGAGGAGGAAGAUGUGUCACUAGGUCUUCAUAGCCUAAUAUUAUUUAUGUGAACAAAAAAAUCUAGGGAACAUGCUUUACUGGGAGAAGAGGGGAACAAGGGGUGGGCAUGACCUUGCAUUUGCCUCUGUGCAUCCCCCAGCUCCCUGAUGAGGUAUGGUAACAGCAUCCAUGUAAUGGCAUGCUCAGGCUAAAGCAUGAUUAGUGGCAGGUGGAUAUUUUUUCAAAACUAAUCAUCAUUGUCGUAGAUGAUCUCAUUACAAUCAAAACAUUGUACUAUUUUUCUAGCUUUUUUCCCUAGGCUUCCCCUGCACCCACAAUGACAACUUAAAACUGAACCGGCCAGGAGCUGCUAGAGCAAUAGCCUGCCUAAGUAAGGGCAGAAGCCAAAAGCCACCCCAGCUCACCCUCACUAGAUGCCCACACGGUCUGUGCUCACUGUCGGUCCUACGCAUAACCUGUCUUCUCUUCUUGGCUAAAAUGCAGCUGUGUGGCCAAGACGCGAUUAAUUUUUCUCUGGGAGCAGGGAGCCUUGUAACGCCAGCCCAGCACUCGCUGGCCAGCGCUUGGGCUGUGCCUUCUCACGCUGCAUCCUUGAGCACCUAACAAGGCCAAUCCUGCAACACUAAUCCCUGUCUGUUCAAACCGUUCCCCUAAAAUUAGCAGGGCUUUCUUCCCCAGCAAGGAUUAGUCAGAAUAUAAUGGGCUUUAAAGCCUCCUUUUUACCCUGAGCUCCUUAGUUUUGAUUUCAAAUUUCAAGGUGUUCCGUUAGCUGAGAAAGCACCCGCCAGUGUAAUCCUCUUUGUGCAACCGUCAUAGAGGAGCGUUUAAAACAACUGGUUUUAAAAGCUCAUAGUGGAAAAACCUGAUCCAUAGAGUAACUGCAGCUUUUGAAUGUAUGUCAUUCACAGUCACUGGACUAAGGGGAAGAACAAAAUAUCUGGGAAAACUGUUUUUUGCAAGGGAGAAAUUGGGGGGAGGGGUGGGCUACUGCUGGGGUAAGGUUUCUUUUGUUACUACUUGCCGUUCUUUGUACACUAGCUAAUGCAAAUGGCACUCGUUACGGAUGACAUUUUUGAACAGCCCAGCUAUCUUUUUUGCUGUUGUUAAUAUACUGAGGAUUUGGGGGGAUUUUAAAUGCCUCUGCCUUUCAGGAUUAUUUCUACAAAAGCAAUUAAGAACUGUAUUUUGACAGCAGGAAGCUUAUAAAAAUCUAGAGAAAAAAAUAAAGCAUUUGAAAUUGAACAGCUAUAAAAGGAAUGCACCUCUGCUACCAUAUCCGAAAUCUGCAAAACGAUCAUGGACUGCAUCAAGCAAGGACCAUCUUUCUACUGAAAAAUCAUCCAUCAGUUCAUGCAGAGUGGAUGCUCCCUUGACCACUCACGUGACUGCCGAGGAGGAACGUGCAGGAACGCUUUGAGUAAAUGUGGCUACUGCGUCACUUUUGGACAUCACCAUGUGUGAUAGAUGGAAAUUGGUUAAUCCGUAGCAAGUUUCCUGUUGCACUUUUCUGUUUGCUAAAAUUCAACAAGGAAAAUGUGGGUCACUUUGAAAGCAUUGGCAGACAACUGUUUCUAACCCAAAAGGAUUAUGGGUUUUAGCACAAUGAACUGUACUUCUUCAGGGAGGAUCAACUUUGAUUUCUUUUUUUCCACACGUCUUUGUUUACAUGUGGCUAUAUUUUCAUUGAUACAGAAUAAAAAGUGCAUUUUAUUGA